CCGUCCUCCUCCCCUGCGAAAUAGCCGAGUUUCUGCAAGGCAAGGCAAGAGAAUGAUUGUGACGCUGGACUCACCAGCAGGCUGUGAGCCAUCGGAGGGAGGGAGCACUACUACUACAUGUUCCUCCUCCUCGCGCCGCGGAAGGGUCAAAGUUUGCAGCCAACAAUAGUCGGAAAACAGCGUCAAGAGAUCCAAAAGAAAGGAUUGACAUUCUGAAGAGUGUUUUUUUAGUUCUUGUCUCUUCCAAGACGAUGGCUCCGUGGCUGGGACGCGCACUUGUUUCUCUGCUGGCGUUCUGCUUUACGCUUGUUCCAGUGCAGGCUGAAGGAAAUGAGCUACACAGGCAGAAGAGAGAUUGGAUCCGGUAUCCCAGGCCGGUGAAGGAGAACCACGACUACACCGGAAUAGAAAUUGCAAGAAUUCGUUCGGACAAAGAGAACUUGACAAAUAUUGUCUAUUCCCUCAGUGGGCCUGGUGUGGACAAGCCCCCCCUUAACAGAUUCAAGAUCAAUCCCUCAACCGGCGGCGUGAAAGUCACAGUCACCCGUUUGGACCGAGAAGAGAUCGCCUUUUAUGAUCUAAAAGGAAUGGCAAAAUUCUUGGAUGGAACAACUGCCGAGAAGACCUUAGACCUCAGAAUUAUUGUUAUAGACGAAAACGACUGCACACCUGUUAUUAAAUCAGAACAAGUGGGAUCUGUCAAUGAAUCUAGCGCUAUAGGCACGGUCAUCAUGAAGGUGAUUGCAACCGACGCUGAUGACGAGACCUCCAUCAACUCCCAGAUCUUCUACAGUAUCAUGGAGACGAGCAGCACCGCCGGCAUGUUCGCCAUCAACUCUCAGACCGGAGAGGUCUGGGUUCAACGCAACACGCUGGACAGGGAGACAAAAGAUACAUUCAAGGUGAUUAUAAGUGCGUCCGACCUAAAUGGAAAACCUGGGGGAAAUACAGGAACCGGCGAGAUUGAGAUCAAAAUCCUGGACAUAAACGACAACAUUCCCACCCUGGAAAAAGAAUGGUACGAGGGCAGCGUGGAGGAGAACACCAUCAACGUGGAAGUGAUGCGGAUGAAGGCGGUGGACUUGGAUCUGAUUUACACCGACAACUGGCUGGCUGUUUUUGAAAUCGUCUCGGGAAACGAAGGAGACUAUUUUACCAUCACGACAGACUCCAUAACCAACGAGGGAAUCAUCAUGAUUCAGAAGGAGCUGGACUACGAGGAAAUUAAGACCCUCAACUUGGAAGUGGGGGUUUCCAACAAAGCAAAGUAUAAUUUUGGAAGCGCAAGUUCAGAAUCCACAACUACGAAAUUCUACCGCGUGAAGAUCAAUGUGGUCAAUCAGAAAGAGGGUCCCCGUUUCCAGCCCACGGUCAAAGUGGUGACUCUGUCCGAGGACCACACUUCUAUUCAUAUAAACAAAGUAAUCACCACCUACGCCGCCAUUGACAGUGAUACGCUAAAGAUUGCCACCAACGUAAGGUAUGCUAAGAUCCGCGAUGAUGACAACUGGUUGAAAAUCAAUGAAAAAAACGCUGAGAUUAGGCUGAAUAAACUCCCUGAUCGAGAGUCCAAGUUCUUGAUCAAUGGAACAUAUUAUGCCAAGAUUAUAUGCACCAGCAAUGAGCUCCAAUCGAAGACCGCCACAGGGACCAUUGCUAUUCAGGUGGAGGACUACAACGACCACUGCCCCCAAGUGAUCGCGACAACUCACACCAUGUGCUACGGCGAGCAUGUCGUCUACGUCACCGCCGUGGAUGAGGACGAAUUCCCAAAUUCGUUCCCCUUUGAGUUCACUGUGAUUUCGGGCCGCAGCACGGGGAAGUGGACCGUGGAGCAUCUUAAUGAGACAACUGCCCUCCUGAGAGACCAAGCCCACCUGUGGCCAGGGUUUUACCAAGUUGCCGUGGAGGUCAAGGACCAGCAGGGGAAGUCAUGUGCCGACGCUCAGAUGCACGACAUCACCGUGUGCACGUGUCAUGAAAGCACCAAGGCCUGCAUGGACCGCAGCACAAAGGGUUCUUCUUUUAGCGUGUCAGGGAUUCUCCUACUGCUGCUUGGCUUACUGCUGCUGCUGUUGGUGCCUCUACUGCUGAUGUUCUGCCUGUGUGGAGGAGCUGGAGGAGACUUCAAAGCCAUUCCUUUUGAUACUAAACAGCAGCUCAUCUCCUACCACACUGAGGGUCAAGGAGAAGAUCGGGAAAUUCCUUUUCUGCAUACACCGGACGGUGGAACCGUGACUAUCACUAAGGACCUCAACACCUACGAAGGAAAGGACUACCUUGGGGGACUGGUAGAAAUGGGAGGGGCCAUAGGGGGGGGAGCAGCUCUCGGCGGCCAUAAUCAUUCAAUUUUAACUCAUGAGAAUGUGCACCAGUACAACGAAUACAGCCAAGCCAGGAUGGGUGGGGGGAUGAUGACCGGACAGGAAGAGUACAGAGGUGGUCCCUACGAUGGCUUGACUCUAUCCGAUCACUUCCUGGAGGAAUACUACUCAAGUAAAUCCAGCCAUGCGGCACAGCAGUCCCAACAGAAAGACGCCCUGAUGGUCUACGACUACGAGGGCAGGGAGUCUCUGGCAGGUUCUGUGGGCUGCUGCAGCCUCCUGGAGAACGAUAACGACCUCUCCUUCCUUGACGACCUCGGACCUAAAUUUAAAACUCUCGCUGAGAUUUGCCAGGGCUCCGCCUUUACGGUCGAGUGUGGAAAAGAUUGUGCCCUUCCGCCGGCUGCUAGGCCCGUGUCUCCUGUCAGACCCUCCACCCACACGCACGUCCACACUCACACUGGAAGCACUAAGGACAGAAAUGGCGUCCGUAUUGACGGCAUCAACACAUCCAAUGUAACAUCUGGAAUGUCCACGCUUCUCCACGAGGGUCACAUGUCCAGCACAGCCCAGGCGUCAACCACACUCUCUAAGGUGCAAGUCCAGGACAACAUUGUGAUCCCUAAUCAAACGCUACUGAUGCAACAGCCUGCUUUGUACUACGCCGCCACACCCAUGUAUGUCAUGGAGCCCAACCCCCAAAUGGUUCUUGUUGCCGGACAGCAGGCGGCAGGACAAGUGGGUCAGUUUGGACUAGCGCAAGGCCUGGUUCAAGUCGGGGGCCUGCAAGGGUCUCAGGGCAUGGUGCUGGUCGACGGGCGUGCAGGACAGCAGGCAGCGGGACAAAUGGGUCAGGUUGGACUAGCGCAAGGCCUAGUUCAAGUCGGGGGCCUGCAAGGGUCUCAGGGCGUGGUGCUGGUCGACGGGCGUGCAGGGCAGCUGGCGCAAGGAACCUUACCUAGACAAGUCCUGGUGGUGGAGGGCGGGGCUUCGGGCGGGGCUUCGGGCGGGGCUUCGGGCGGAGGCGCACAUGUUGCCUUUGUCCAGACGGCCCGGGGGUCUACUCAGCAAGGGUCAGAGGUCCGGGGCCAAAGUGUGCGGGCCAAGAGUUUUUCACUGGCCUCUCAAGAUUCCACAGGGUCAAAAGAGGACUUUGUGCUGAAAGCCACACCCAGGUCCCAGAGCAGCCAGAGAGUUGUUGUUCAGCGGAAAAAGGUCUCGGUCACAGAGAGAAAUGUAGAAUCUAGUUCUAGAGCAUAAAGAGAACAUUUUAAAUAUACUGUAUACACAGUACAGGCCAAAAGUUUGGACACACCUUCUCAAUCGAUGCAUUUUCUUUAGUUUCAUGACUAUUGUCACUGAAGGCAUCAAAACUAUGAAUGAACACAUGUGGAGUUAUGUAAGGUGAAAUAACU
Molecule: messenger RNA, 3739 nt
Organism: Entelurus aequoreus (snake pipefish)
Lineage: Eukaryota; Metazoa; Chordata; Actinopteri; Syngnathiformes; Syngnathidae
Product: desmoglein-2-like protein
Exons: 15
Coding region: 252-3584 (1110 amino acids)
Biological process (GO): homophilic cell-cell adhesion
Cellular component (GO): plasma membrane; desmosome
Molecular function (GO): calcium ion binding
Source: RefSeq, a predicted model, not a curated record